Dendrobium catenatum is the source of this 429-nucleotide messenger RNA. Its product is annotated as protein FANTASTIC FOUR 3-like. The record is from RefSeq and is a predicted model, not a curated record. Lineage: Eukaryota; Viridiplantae; Streptophyta; Magnoliopsida; Asparagales; Orchidaceae. The coding region runs from base 1 to 429 and encodes 142 amino acids. The transcript has a single exon.
AUGUGCACGGAGACACUGGGAUUCGAAAACGGCGCAAUGUGCUUUAAUUGCGAGAUGGAAAUUGACGCCGAGAGAAAGAAGAGGUCGCCGGUGAAACAGGGAAGAUCUGCGGCAACGGUGUUUCCGCCGCCAUUGACGACGCGUAGAGGAAAGGAAACGUUGAUUUUGAUGAGGAAGAGAGAAGAAGGGAGGCUUCUGUUGAUCGCUUUCAGGCCUUUGGUUCUUGAGGCUGAGAGGAGUGGCGGGAGGCUGGUGCUUCGGAUGUCGGCGAGGAGGGGUUUGAAGAGCAAAGGGGAGAAGGAGGAGGGGAAAAAGGUGGAAGAAGAAGGCGAGAAGGAAGAGUUAGUGGUGAAGUAUGGCUGCGGUGGGAAGCAUUGGAGCGCGGCCGCCAGGUCCGCUGGUUCCGACGCUUUGUUGCUGGCUAGAUAG